AUGGCGGCACCCAAUAUGCCGAUUCGUCUUUCGGUCCACACUGGCACCCAAGACGGCAAGCACCCCCAGCUUCCAAAAGGGUCACAGCCAACCCCUCCAAUUACCCCAACUAUCGGUCAUGACAGCAGUUCACCUGGAGCCGAUACCCCCAGUCGCUCAGUAUCUCCUGUGUCCUUUUCAGGAGGACACCUGCAUGACAUUUUACCAUCUGACCUUCAGACUGUAACCGCGCCACGCAAGUUCUCCGACGAUUUGGAGUUUCAGUAUGACUCCAAGGGCCGCAAGUUCGAGUUUGGCCGUGGCGUUUGGAGUGUUGUUUACAUGGCAUCCUCCCGCGCAUCUUCCACCCCAGCUGCACUGAGCCCUCCAGGCUCGCCCGCAUCUGGAAGCCGCGUGGUGGCCGUCAAAAUGCCUGGGCGACGCGAUGCACCUCCAGUGCUUGACACCGAGGCCCUAGCACUGACCCGUCUGAGCAUGGUUCCUGGUUGCGAGAACCAUAUCGUGCCAUUCCACGGCUACAUUGCGGAUUCCCAUGCCAUCGUCAUGGGCGCCGUGCCGCUUGCACUCUCAACCUACAUUGAAGAAAAGGCCAGUGCAGCCAAGAAGCAUAUAUCCACCUCCACGAUGUUUGAUCCCGUUCAAGGCAUGGCCGAAUGGCACGGUCUCGCGAAGAAGCUUGUCGCGGGACUCGCUUGGCUCCAUAAAGGCGCUCAAAUGGUUCAUGGUGAUAUCAAACCUUACAACUUUCUGUUGCGCCCCCGCCCUAUUGCCAACGACUCGGAUUCCGACGAAUUCCCCUUUGAGCCCCUCUUCGCAGACUUUUCCUCUGCGCACCCCAUCGGCGACUGCGACUCCGCAACCAAGGGCACGGCGCUGACAGCCCUGACGCCCCCAUUCACCGCCCCCGAACUCCUGUCCAUCUCGGCGCUCAAGUCCCCCGACGUCGUCCCGACUCCAGCGUCAGACGUCUUCUCGCUCGCGGUGACUCUCCUCGCAGCCGCGACGGGAGACUUGUUACUCUACCCAGGCACGAACAGCAUGCAGCGUCUUGCCAUGGCCCGUGAAGGACACCAAGUUAUCGACUUUGCUCGUUCGGGCCAGAGUGGCGCUCGCAUUCCGAGAAAGGGCAUUGUCGAGCGGAUUAUCAAGCCUGCCAUUGCUAAGGAUCCGCCCCAGCGCAUCGAUCCUGCCGACUGGCUGGGGCUGGUGGUAAACACCAUGACUUGA
Molecule: messenger RNA, 1227 nt
Organism: Aspergillus udagawae
Lineage: Eukaryota; Fungi; Ascomycota; Eurotiomycetes; Eurotiales; Aspergillaceae
Product: protein kinase domain-containing protein
Exons: 1
Coding region: 1-1227 (408 amino acids)
Biological process (GO): protein phosphorylation
Molecular function (GO): protein kinase activity; ATP binding
Source: RefSeq, a predicted model, not a curated record